AUGCCAUCACUUUUACCAAUUGCAUGGUGUUUCCUCUUCAAUUGGGUUGCUGUGAAGGCUUUAGUCCCCAUUCAUGUGGUUCUAAGUCAUUUAUUAGGUUGUUUGCUUCCUGCUAAUAUUGGUAAUUUUGGAGUAGUGCAGGUUUGUUAUGUGGAUGUGGGGAAUGUCCUGACAUUUGAAAUUGUUGUCCACUCCAUGAUUCUCUUUUGGCUCACUUUGGAAAGCAUUAAGAAGGAUAGUUUGUCAAAGAACUUGAGUGAGUCUAUGACGCUUGUACUAGACAUGGUUGAGCAGUCUAUGACUCUCGACAAUUUUUGGAGAUCCAGUCAAAUGAUCUCUACUUGGCGGUUCAAGUCAUGGUUUCUUUUACUGGCAGACGAGUCGUCAAUGGUUAGACAAGCAUCCAUAGCUUCUCUGAUGGACAUCACUUCUUCGCUUUCUCCCCAUUACAUGGUAAAGCUUGCUGAAAUUGCCACUUCUGAGGUCAUCUCACCGAAGGUUGAAAGAAGUGACUUUUGGGACACUGUGUUUUCAGCAUCUGUUGACAAGGUUUGUUCUCUUUCAUUGUCUGACUUCCGCAUUAUUUCCCAGAGAGUGAACUUGAUGCCAGGUUACAUGGGCCCAUCAAUGGAGCCACCUGCAUUUCCUAGUGAAACACCUGGAUCAAUAAAAGAGUUUGUAAAGGAAAAAUACCGCCUUCCAAGAUUGGACCUUGAUGAAUUUUCCCCAGAAAAAGCUGGUAGGCAGUGGAAAUUCAACUGGUUUGAUAGAGCAGAAGUUGCUUGGAGCCGUCAUUGCUCUGCUCUGUUGUCGUUCCCGCAUGGGAAUUAUCUUUUAGACGUACAAAGAGGGAGCUUGAAAAAUGGGAACCUAGUUCGGUGUAGUGUCCUAGGUGGGAUGUAUCAGAACUUACUACAGGAGCCGAGGAUUCUAGUGCUUUGCCACGCAUUUCUGGACCUUGCAACGGAUUUUGUAAAGGGAAGCAUCAACAACCAUCCUUUUCAUCCCCGUGGUUUGGAUGAUUCUGAGUCUUUUGGGAUGAUAGUUCCAGAUGAUGCUUCUAAUGGUGAAUGGGUAUGGGAAGUGCUUAAUGGUGGUCCUGCCCUGGCCCUUCCUCCAAGCUUUAAAGAAGGUCUGGAUUUUGGGGAUCUUAAGAAGGCACAUCAUUUCUCUUGGAAUAUUUAUGAAGGUCAAAGUGCAACCGAGAACACAUCAGAAGUGAGCUGGUCAGUUGUUGCUUUGCA
This is a messenger RNA of Ilex paraguariensis (yerba mate), 1244 nucleotides long. The record is from the annotation of a GenBank genome assembly. NCBI's taxonomy places the organism in Eukaryota, Viridiplantae, Streptophyta, Magnoliopsida, Aquifoliales, Aquifoliaceae.